AUGGAUUUCGAGAAAUCGGUUGCGAUGUUCUUCGCAGACCAUCAGCGAACGCAGCAGCAGGAACCGACCUCCCCGUACCUCAGAUUGCCUGCAGUAGCACGCUUCCAGAUAUGCCAGUAUCUCAUCGCCGAUCACAACUCAGACAUUCCAAUCUGUCUCUCCGACGGUCGAUUCAUGAGAGAGGUUUGGAGUGACGAUGAGUACACUUCGCUCGCUGCCGCCAUGGGGCCGCUGCAGUCGUAUCUCGCCGUAUCCUUCUCUCUGCGCGCGGACAUGAUGGUUGCAUUCCUCAUGAUAGAGCGCUUCCAUGUCACCUUGUCGCCUUUCGUCGGCCCACACUUGAACCCCUUGGCAACAUUGUGGUGCAACAAAUACGGCCACUUCAUACAGCAGGUCGUCGUCGAGCUCGACCUGACGCGAUUGGGUUUCGGGCCAGGUAAGGAGGCCUGUAAACUGCGCGCAGGAACCAUCAACAUGGACGACCUUAUCGGCACGUUCGUCAAAGGCCAGUUGAGGCGGAAGAACCAGUCGACACUCAGGAGCCUUGUGCUGCUCUGCCGGAGAUUCUGGGGUGAACGCCCUUCCGACCAUCUACCCCCAGGCUCCAAGCCUGCCGCUGAGCAGAAUGACCAAAGAUCGUCGACGGAGCCUGAACAGACGUUUGCAGCCAAACGUUCAAGUUUUGGUGCCGAUUUUUCCUACUGCCCGGACGAGUUCCUAAGAAUCUGCGAACCAUUCGUGCGCCUAGAAGGCCUGGUUGACUCGAUGCGCCUUUGCGGUUUCAGCAACGGCUACACGCACUCUCUGCUGCGCCGGAUCUUUCCCGUCCCCGAAAGAAGCGACGAAAUCAAGCUCCAUACGUAUCGAGUAGCACCUUCGUCAAUAUGGCCACGAAUCUCCGGCCAAUCCUCGUGGAUCGAUAAGGGGCACGGCAAAUUUCAGUUGGAUGAUCAUUCUCGACAAUACCUGCGCGGCCUCUGUUUUCCUGAGGGAGCAGUCAUGCUGACACAACCGUAUGAGAACCCACUGAAUGGGCUCCUGUCUAUCACUGCUACUGAGAUUGAAUACAUUCAACUCAGAAACUCUGUUAACAUGUCGGCACCCGUUCCCGCCAACUUCGAUGCUCAAGAGGCUGAUAACCUCGAGGAUAUCGAGAAGCAAUUCGCUGUCAAGGUCGUCCAGCACAUGGAAACCUACUGGAACAUCCUGGAGAAGGUCAAGGGCUCCUCGCUGCGCCUGACCAAGAUCGAUGACGAGAUCUACGAGCAUCUGAAGACCGAUUUCCCCGAGUUCGACCCCGCCGCGACCAUUAAUGAGGACGAGAUGAAGAGCAAGACCGGCAAGGAACGGUGGCGCAAGUUCAUGAUGGCUUACGAGAAGAGGGUUGAUGACUACAACUUUGGCACCAUGGUCCGCGCCAGCCCCAAAUCCGAAUAUGGCCAGAACGAGGUCAUUUUCGCGCCCCGCAUGCAGUUCUACGCCAUCGAGAUUGCGAGAAACCGUAACGGUCUGAACGACUGGAUCUAUGAGAAGGCCCAAGCCGCCAAGUCAUCCAGCUAA
Molecule: messenger RNA, 1560 nt
Organism: Colletotrichum orchidophilum
Lineage: Eukaryota; Fungi; Ascomycota; Sordariomycetes; Glomerellales; Glomerellaceae
Exons: 5
Coding region: 1-1560 (519 amino acids)
Cellular component (GO): cytoplasm
Source: RefSeq, a predicted model, not a curated record